Molecule: messenger RNA, 3991 nt
Organism: Glossina fuscipes
Lineage: Eukaryota; Metazoa; Arthropoda; Insecta; Diptera; Glossinidae
Gene: Tsp
Product: cartilage oligomeric matrix protein
Exons: 15
Coding region: 818-3991 (1057 amino acids)
Biological process (GO): cell adhesion
Cellular component (GO): extracellular region
Molecular function (GO): calcium ion binding
Source: RefSeq, a predicted model, not a curated record
AAGCAACAACCAACGAACACAGCAUUUGCUGUGUGUUUGCCAAGUCUUAAGCACGUCUAUCUAUUGCUCGCUUAUCGGCCUGUCAACCGAGCUAAAUAACCAGCCUUACCAACCAUCCAGUCGGUCAGUGAGUUUGUGAGAAUUGCUCUGCUAAGGUUUUACUUUUGUUCAGACAAUCAGCCGCAGUCACUCAGUAAUCAUUCGAACGUUGACUAAAGCGGUACAUCUUUCUUUUUUAUUUUUCGCUUUAGGAAAAAGAAUGCUAAACGAACGUGAUUAACGUGUCGCGUGCGUGUAUUUUUUUUUUUUUUUUUUGUGAUGUGCGUGUCCAUCUUACAGUGUUUACGUUUAGUGCAACAUUUGAAAAAUUGAAACCAUUUUUAGACGAUAUUAUUAAUUGGCUUUCAAGGGCCACUCAUGUAGAUCACAUUUAAAGCUAAUGACACUGAUUUGUGUGACCACCUAAAUGCUUAAUAGCACCUAAUGGCAAUAAGGAUAGCAUAAUAACAAAAGUCUUUUGUAUCUGUACUUAAUCGACGCAAUACAUCUAAACUGAAGAAGAUAAUCAUUAAAAUUGAAUAAUAAAUAAGUGUCGACAAGAGGAUUGUGUGCAUCUGUAGCUCGGUGCGUGUGUGUGUGUGUGUGUGUGUGUGUGUGGUUAACCCAGAAACACACUACACUAUUAUAUACAAGUAAACAAGCAAAAGUUACAGCUGUGUGGCGGCGGUUGAUGAUCGCAGUGCUCGUAAAAGUAUUAUUUAGUUUAUGAGUUCAAAUCCUCCGUAGACCCUUGAAAAAGCAUAAAAUUUUUAUCAUCAUGCAUUGGUUAUGCUUUGGUUUCAUAACGGUGCUGUGCUUGAGCUUAAAACAUGUGGCGUCAUUGUCUUUGGAUCCAGUGGCUUCUUCAGAAUUGGAGCAGUAUAUAAAAAAGGGUGAUUGCGUUGUUUCGAUGCGUCACAUACGACCGAGACGUAAGCUGCACAUAUCUAUAGAGGCAUUGUUUAUGAUUGAUUUUCCCACGUUAAAGCAUAAGAUGUCGUUUUUUUUGGACCGCAAACAGCAAAGGGUUACCUUGGAUAUUAGCUCAUCCGGUGAAAUUGAUUCGGUGCAUUUCGAUAUUCCUCAUAUCAAUGAAACAAGCACAAUACGCUCGUUGGCUUUGCAUUUCCAUAAAAGUCGCAUUUCGUUAUUGGUCGAUUGCAAAGAAACUGCAGCACAUGAUGUCGAAAUGAAUUUCAAUCAAUUGUAUACGCAAAUGGAUGAUCCUGUGGUUAAAUUGUUUCGAGAGCGUAAAUAUCCUUUGCAUUUUGAUAGCAAUGUCGAUAGCGCUUUGCAGCGAGCCAAUUGUCAAAAGGGCGUGCAUAAUCGACGUGGCAAUCGUCGUAUGCUGAAAAAUAAAAUAUCUGAACGGGAAAAAAACAAAAAACGUGAUGUACGCAAUUGGCUUAACCGUGAGCCAGGUUUGCAUACGGAAAAAUAUCGCCAAUCAGAGAUACCCGUAGAUAUUGAACAGCACAGAGGCGAUAUACCUAUGAUGGGUGGCGACUGUGAAGACGCCCUCGCAAAAUCUCUGAGCGAUUUAAUGGCUUUGGUGAAAUUGCUUCGUGAAGACAUCGCCUACCAACGUCAAGAGAUUGCUUAUUUGCGUAUGCUUCUCGAAAAUUGUGCAGGCUGUAAAGAACCUAAAGGUGACAAUGAUAUACGCAUCGAGACGACAUGUCGCACAUCGAACCCUUGCUAUCCGGGUACCGAAUGCUUUGACUCUGUCACGGGUCCUAGAUGCGGCCGCUGUCCCAUGAGCAUGGUAGGCGACGGUAAAAUCUGCAAACCAGUUAUUACUUGCGCUGAUCGACCAUGUUAUGCAGGUGUACCAUGCCAUGAUACCAUGACUGGUGCCCAAUGUGAUCCCUGUCCUAUGGGCUAUGAAGGUGAUGGACGUAGCUGCAUAAAACGUAAUCCCUGUCUUGAUGGUCCAUGUCCUUCGGGAGCCGAGUGUGUGGAAAUGGAUUUUUCUCCGUAUUUUGAAUGCAUAUCUUGUAGCCGUAGCGAACAACGUAAUGGUACCGAGUGCGUGGAUAUAGAUGAGUGCGAGCUCUACAGACCUUGCGAUGCCCGAACAACUUGCGUAAAUCAAAGUCCUGGAUUUCGUUGUGAACCAUGUCCUUUGGGCUUUGAUGGCAAUCAUAUUUACGGUUAUUAUGCCGAAUACUGGACGCCGAGCUAUCAAAAACAAACUUGUUAUGAUGUAGAUGAAUGUGAAAGCGGUAUCGCUCGUUGUUGGGCGAAUUCUCUAUGCUUGAACACAAUUGGGUCUUAUCGGUGCAAUUGUCGUGAAGGUUACACUGCGAACGGUACUUCACAAUGUGUUCCCUUAGCAGAUAUGUGUCCCGACGGUACAAUCUGCGAUAGCAAUGCCGCCUGUGUAUCUAGCGGUAACAAUAAAUAUCAUUGUAAAUGCAGUGUGGGUUGGGCAGGCAAUGGUUUCCUUUGUGGUCGCGACCACGAUUUAGAUGAUUGGCCUGAUAAUCAAUUAACUUGUUCCGAUUUGCAUUGUCGCCGCGACAAUUGCCCAGAUAUUCCCAAUUCGGGACAAGAAGAUGGCGAUAAUGAUGGUAUUGGUGACAAUUGUGACGAUGACGCUGAUGGCGAUUUAAUCUUAAACGACAAAGACAAUUGUCCUUUCGUUUACAAUAACGAUCAAUUAGAUUCGGAUCAUGACGGUGUCGGUGAUGCUUGCGAUAACUGCCCGCUUAUAUCAAAUCGUAAGCAACUGGACAAUGAUGGCGAUGGUACAGGAAAUGCAUGCGAUGACGACAGCGACAAUGAUACGGUAAUCAAUGAUUAUGACAAUUGUAAGCUUAUUGCCAAUCCAAACCAGUCGGACAUUGAUAAUGACGGCGUUGGAGAUGUAUGCGAUAACUGUCCGAGCAUUUCGAAUCCCUCUCAAGAGGAUCGCGAUAACGAUUUAUUAGGUGAUGCUUGCGACAGUGAAAUUGACGGGGAUAACGAUGGCAUACAAGAUAGCGAAGACAAUUGUCCUAUGGUUAGCAAUGCUGAUCAAUUGGAUACCGAUAGGGAUGGCAAGGGCGACGCUUGUGAUGAUGAUAUGGAUGGUGAUGGUGUACCCAACUAUAGAGAUAAUUGUCCUUUGGCAAAUAACCCCAACCAAGCGGACUUGAAUAAAAACGGGAAGGGAGAUAUUUGUGAAUAUGAUGAAGAUGCUGAUGGAAUACCAAAUGCUUUAGAUAAUUGCCCAAAUAAUUCCAUGAUAUAUUCCACUGAUUUUCGAGAUUUACGACCGGUGUUAUUGGAUCCUGUAGGUGAAGCACAGCGGGAUCCAAAUUGGGAAGUACACGCUAAUGGCUCCGAAAUUAUUCAAACGUUAAAUAGCGACCCUGGACUGGUCGUCGGACACGAUGCAUUCAGUGGCGUAGACUUUGAGGGUACAUUUUACGUCAAUGACGAGUCUGACGACGAUUACGUUGGUUUUAUAUUCAGCUAUCAAAGCAAUCGCAAAUUUUAUGUAGUUAUGUGGAAAAAAAAUUCUCAAACGUAUUGGCAUUCGAAUCCGUUCCGGGCAUCUGGUGAGCCAGGUAUACAAAUCAAAUUAGUAGAUAGCGUUUCCGGGCCCGGACCGAAAUUACGGAAUAGCUUGUGGCACACUGGUGACACUAAAGGUGAAGUAAAACUUCUAUGGAAAGAUCCGCUGAAUAUCGGCUGGAGAGAAAAGACGUCUUAUCGAUGGUCACUGGUACAUCGACCAGCUAUUGGUCUCAUCAGAUUGCGCAUGUUUGAAUCCGAUAAACUCAUCCUAGACUCGCAUAAUAUAUAUGACUCCACGUUAAAAGGUGGACGUUUAGGUGCCUUUUGUUUUUCACAAGAAAUGAUUAUAUGGUCGGAUUUGGCAUAUAAAUGCAAUACUCGCGUGCCUGCCUUGAUCUUCAAUGACCUGCCGAAUCAUUUAAAACAAAAAGUUGAAAUUGAUAGAUAA